Messenger RNA from Cyphellophora attinorum, 786 nucleotides. RefSeq lists its product as uncharacterized. The record is from RefSeq and is a predicted model, not a curated record. NCBI's taxonomy places the organism in Eukaryota, Fungi, Ascomycota, Eurotiomycetes, Chaetothyriales, Cyphellophoraceae. Gene Ontology annotation, molecular function: protein homodimerization activity; adenyl-nucleotide exchange factor activity; protein-folding chaperone binding. The coding region runs from base 1 to 786 and encodes 261 amino acids. Gene Ontology annotation, cellular component: PAM complex, Tim23 associated import motor. Gene Ontology annotation, biological process: protein import into mitochondrial matrix; protein folding. The transcript is spliced from 2 exons.
AUGUUUCGCACCUCACUUCUCCGGCAGCAGCGAAGUUUCGUGCAGAGCCUUUCCCGAACACAGAACACUUCUUUAUCUUCAUAUACACGCUUCCCAGCACGGACGCUACCAUCUCUUUGCCAACAGCCUACACGACGAUGGCAGUCUACAGAAACAGCCAAAGCAGCUGAUGAGCCGCCUCCGAGUGCGGAAGCAGCAAAGGAAGAUCCAGUUAAGAAAGAGCUCGAGGCCAAGUCGAAAGAAGUCGUCGACCUCAAGGACAAGUACCUGCGCUCCGUCGCCGACUUCCGCAACCUGCAAGAGCAAACCCGCCGCCAGAUGGAAGACGCCCGCAAAUUCGCCAUCCAGCGCUUCGCCACCGACCUUCUAGACUCGAUCGACAACCUUGACCGAGCACUCAUCGCCGUACCCGAGUCCGCUUUGAAGCCAUCAACAGAGACAGUCACAUCGAACACAUCAUCCGCAGACCCUAACGUUGCCGCCUCCAACGAAACUUCAUCUGGCACUUCUACACAGCCUUCGAAUCAAGAUCUCAUCAAUUUGCAUUCCGGUCUGAAAAUGACGGAAGAGAUUCUAAUGAACGCACUCAAGAAGCAUGGCCUAGAACGAUACGACCCGAUUGAGCGAGAAGGCAAGAAGUUCGAUCCCAAUCAAGACGAGGCCACGUUUUUUAUGGCCCAAGAGGGCAAGCCCGACGGAGAGGUCUUCUUCACGCAAAGCAAAGGCUUCAAGCUCAACGGACGGGUCGUCAGAGCCGCCAAAGUUGGUGUUGUCAAGAACUCAUAG